CUCCAACCCGCUGACUUUAAAACAUGCCGUUGCACCCCCUUUUCACCCUCCAGUGGCCAAUGGACACCGGAUCGUCCAUCUGUUCUCAUCAAAUAACCUUAUCAUAAUCGCGGAGCCGUCGUCAAGCGUCGCGAUGCGCUCGUUGUCGCUGCUCAUCACCCUCACCAGCUUGGGCGCAAAGGGAGUGGCAGGUCGUGAUGAACCUUCCAUUCUGCGCCGAGCCUGUCCAGAUUACACCUCUUACUCAUCUACGGGACAUGCCCCAUACAGCGGCGGCCCUCUGAACCUCCCCUUCCAGCGACCAGCAGUGGAAUGCCGGACCUUCGCCUCAUCCGCAGUCGAAGAGGUCAUCGAUAAUGUCACCUCACGCAUGGUAGACAAAGACAUGGCCCAGCUAUUCCGUAACGCCUUCCCGAACACCCUGGACACAACCAUCCGCUGGCACACCAACGGUACAUCCACUGCGACCACCUCCAGGAAGACUAGGAGAGACAGCGCCCAAUGGCAAGGAGCCCAAACCUUCGUCGUGACGGGCGACAUAAAUGCAGAAUGGCUGCGCGAUUCGACCAACCAGCUCUCAGGCUACCAAGCUCUCGCAAAGAAAGACAAGGAUCUCUACAACCUCAUCCUUGGGGCUAUCAACACCCAGGCCGAGUUUGUCAUCCAGUCUCCAUAUUGUAAUGCUUUCCAGCCUCCUCCACCCAGCGGAAUCCAGGCAACAAGCAACGGGCAGAAAGACACUGUGCAUCCCGCAUACGAGCCCUCCGUCGUCUAUGAAUGCAAAUAUGAGCUGGACUCUUUAGCCAACUUCCUCGCUCUGGGUAAUGAAUUCUACGAAAACACCGGAUCAACCGAAUUUCUCACCAGCCGGUGGUACCUCGCCCUCAAUACUCUUCUCAAUGUCCUCGAUGCGCAGUCCCAGCCUACCUUCAAUGACAAGCUCCAGUAUGUCCAAAAUCAAUACACCUUCCAGCGCGAGACAACCCUUGGCACGGAGACCCUCAAUCUCGCUGGAAUUGGGAACCCCCUCAACCGAGGAACAGGACUUAUUCGCAGCGCAUUCCGUCCCAGCGACGAUGCCACAAUUCUGGGCUUCUUUAUCCCACCUAAUGCCAUGAUGUCCGUGCAGCUGAAGAAGACCGCGAAUCUUCUUCAGGCUGUUGGCGGGCAGGCAGACUUGGCGUCUAACCUCCAGACCCGCGGAGAGAACCUUGAGCAAGCAGUCCGCAAGCAUGGCAUUGUCCACCAUGACAAAUACGGCGACGUCUACGCAUAUGAGGUAGACGGGUACGGUUCGCGCAUAUUCAUGGACGACGCCAACGUCCCAUCCCUCCUCUCCCUUCCCCUAUUAGGCUUCGUCGACAAAUCUGACGAAGUCUACCAAAACACACGCAAGAUGAUCCUCGACCCGGACGGAAACCCAUACUACCUCACUGGAUCGGAUUUCCACGGCAUCGGUGGACCCCACAUUGGUCUCCAAAAUGCCUGGCCAAUGUCCCUUCUCGUCCAAGCUCUGACAACAGACUCCACCUCGGAAAUCCUCGAAUCCAUCAAUCUGGUCCGCAACUCCAGUCUUCUCGGCUUAGUCCAUGAGUCGAUCGACGUGAAUAACAUCAAAGACUACACGAGACCGUGGUUCGCGUGGGCGAACUCCGUUUUUGCGCAGACCAUUCUCAAAGUCGCGGCUGAACAACCGGCCCUUAUCUUCGGAGACGGCGCAGAGCCAUAUGUCAUUUCAUAGGCUAACCUGUCUUCUUUCUCCCUGCGAUAGAUAGCGUCGACAAUACCCAUGCAGUGUGCUAUAAUAUACCCGACCUGUUUGCUCACUGGCUCUGAUAUGAUUACGAGAUCGUUCCUGAGCUGGACAUUAUUACUCUAGCCAAGUCUUAACAUUAGCUUUAUGCAAUGCAUAUAUACACUCCG
Molecule: messenger RNA, 1923 nt
Organism: Aspergillus ibericus CBS 121593
Lineage: Eukaryota; Fungi; Ascomycota; Eurotiomycetes; Eurotiales; Aspergillaceae
Product: glycoside hydrolase family 125 protein
Exons: 3
Coding region: 134-1741 (535 amino acids)
Biological process (GO): carbohydrate metabolic process
Source: RefSeq, a predicted model, not a curated record